Molecule: messenger RNA, 2160 nt
Organism: Culicoides brevitarsis
Lineage: Eukaryota; Metazoa; Arthropoda; Insecta; Diptera; Ceratopogonidae
Exons: 6
Coding region: 11-2008 (665 amino acids)
Source: RefSeq, a predicted model, not a curated record
UACAAUUGGAAUGCAGAGACAACAUCAAAGCCAGAAGCAGCAAAAACUACGGCAGCGACAAGGUGGAGCUGAAACAGCAAUAAGAUAUGCAAUUUAUGUAAUGUUGUUUGUUUUGCUCAAUGGAAUUCAAUAUACCCACGCUUGCUACUUUCCGAUAGAGAUACAGGGGGAAUACGUUACACAAAGCACUUACCUGGCGACGGCGAAUAAUGACAUCAAAUAUUCACACAUUAACAUUACGGAUGACGCGGUGCCGAUAUGGGGUCACUGUUAUCGACGCGUUGGAAAUAAUGUCAUUUUAAUGAGUGGUGACGAGGAGAACCCUUGCUUUAGGUGUUUCAAUCUGAGACUUGUCACGAGGAAUGUAUUGCAAGUCAUUACAGCAGAUGAGGACUACCUGUCCAAAUGUUACACGAAUGACAUUAAGGUGCUUUCGUCAUGUCCCAGCGAAGAUAGUGCCUUGCAAAGUAUACGACCACACACAGAAAUUACAUUAUACAAAACGCACAAUUAUAUCGGAGAUCCCAUCAUCAAGGAACACUGUCCAUUUAGCGAUCGCUAUCGAUUGACUUACAACACGGAUGACGGAUUCGAAGACAAAAUCGAAUGUUCGUCAAGUGACGACUCCAAUUCCGAAGUAUCUGAGUUAGAUAGCUGUCCGAGUGGCUCACAAAUGAAUUUGCGCUUCAAAGGUUGCUCGUUCGAAGAUCACGACAUCAAAUUUGAUUGUUUAGGUCAUUGGAUCGGAAAUGACAAUCAAAAAUAUGUGGCUUUGAUGAAUGCCAAAAGCACAGAUACGUUAGGACCACAAUACAGAUGCGCAAUUUACGAAACUAAUUUAGCUACUGGAGAUAUUACGUUGAAAUUCAGCAAUGAUUCGACAUGUUCGAACAUCAAUCGACCAACGGGAGACCGACGACGAGUAAUACAGAAGAAAGAAGCAACGCGACGCGAGAUGCUCAUUUUGCAUCCAAUGGAUGUGCGAUCAUGGCCUGAUGUAAAUUUUUGUCGUUACCCAUCGUGGAUGCAUGGUGAAUGGCAGCAUUUGACAAUUCAUCCGGACAAAAUCGUCUACAAGGAUCACACUUCGUUCAAGACAUACACAAUGAAGUGCAUGAAAAAUCCCAUUCCCGACAGGUAUCUUGUGCUGAGUCGAUCUCAAUGUGGUGAGGAAACAUAUCAGUGCAUUUGGAUUACACGACGCAGUCACAAUGUUCUGGAAUUUCAAAUGGGCUUAGCAUCUAACAAACAAAGUUUUUCUGAUGACCUCUGCUCAAAAACGCACUUUAGCGAAGAAAGAUGGAUUACGGAAGCAAGAAUUGACUCGAGUGUAUUGCCAUUCCCUUGCCCAACUACGGGAGAAUACAGUGGUGUCAUUCCCGAUGCUCUUGGACUUUGCUCACGACUAGCAAGUGACUGUAAAUCUUCGGAAACAAUGUACUACGAUGUGUCAGCAUGCGAGGAAAGCGAAGACAUUUAUGAGGAACGAAUUUAUCAAUGUCUUGGCGAAUGGGUUGAAAACGAUUUUCACUACAUUUACACGAAGCGAAAGGACAUUGGAAGUUUCGAAUGUUUCGUGGGAGCCAAAAUAGGAGGAGAACACAGUGAAAAAAUAUUCUUGAAAGAAGGAGGAGAAAAUUGCGAUCGACUUGUGAACCCAUUCAAAUAUGGAAUGGAAAUGAACAAAAUUUCACAUUGCAACACACUUCCAAAAUUGGAGAUCCCAUCGUUCCCGACAAAUUUAAAUCCAAAGCAUGGACCAAGUAUCAUGGAGCCCCAAGAUAUUCCAAGUGCUCAAUUUAUACCAGACGAGGCUGAAACAUCCCGACACAAAAUCCACUACUCAGAGGAAGAAGAAAAUGUGAUCGAUAACUUUUUGUCUAAAUCACGUCCAUCAAUGAAGGUCAAGGAAACAGAAAGGUCACAUUCAAGUGCCGCCCACUUAAAAGCAAAUCUUCUUUUGAUGAUAGGUGUAUUGCUAAUUUUAACGCUUGUCAGACAUAACUAACGAAAUUUUAGUCACCUAAAUUAUUUUGAAGCAGGACAAAAUGUAUAAACCAAAUUAUUUUUCUUUAUUUAAGCUUUUUUUAAAGAAGACGAACUAGUAGUAAAUAAGAUAGUUGAUAAUUGUGUAAAUAUGUGACAAUAUUUGAUGACUGA